This is a messenger RNA of Rhododendron vialii, 1557 nucleotides long. RefSeq lists its product as uncharacterized. Bases 261 to 1439 code for a protein of 392 amino acids. The transcript has 3 exons. NCBI's taxonomy places the organism in Eukaryota, Viridiplantae, Streptophyta, Magnoliopsida, Ericales, Ericaceae. The record is from RefSeq and is a predicted model, not a curated record.
ACAAGGUACAAAGACUAACAGGACAAGGAGAACAGCACAUACACCGAGUCCGAGACCCAAUCCUCAGAUUGGCAAGCUGCCAACCAAAGAAAACCCAAGGGUUGCUUAUAGGAAGUUGGUACUCGGGACUUGUACCGCAGACACCAAUUAUUAGAGAUGGCCCACCUUUUUAUCUGCGCAAACAAGGAAACAGUCAGAUCAACUACGAUAAUGCAAUUGCUCUCAUCACAUACUUAACUUUUCCUGUCACUUUGAGAGAUAUGUAUGCAACGAAGCCUCUAUCACUUUACCGGAAUUUCCCAACUGCUCGUUCAGCGCCACCACCAGGGGCUCCGUAUUCAGGUUAUUUAGUUGUUACAGAUGAAGAAGCAGAAGCACAAGAAAGAUUUUGUUGUCGUCUAUGCAAGAACAAGAGAAUCACAGACCUACCAUUUCCGCAAGACAAGAUUUUGAAGGUUGUUCACUCAUCUGACUAUGAAGAUUCAUCUGUUACAAAGGUUUGGUUCAUCCCAGUUCUUGAUCAGCCCCUCUCAUCGUACCGGUACUAUGUCAUCAAAGCCGAAGGCAAGCAUAAGGGGCUAGCAUUUACAUGUUCAAGAGAGGAUGAUAUUGCUGGAUGUUGCUUUAGGGAUGUCAUAGCAGAUGUAAAACCAAUACCUUUCAAUCACAGGGACAUAUACCAACAAGUUGAGAUUCAUCACCACUUUAAUGGCACUUUCUACGCGAUCUCUGUAGCUGGUGACGGUUUUCCUCCAAAAUUCCUAAGAAGAAGGGGAUGGCGAGUUUAUACCACCAGUACUUCGUUGCACGUAAAAGAAACUCAAGGCCUCAACACCUCUCUCCAGUUACAACUUCCCCCAUUCGAUUUUUCAAUAUACUACAAGUGUUCCCCUCUUCUUGUUGUCGCAAGAUGGUACUGCCCAUUUGUGUUCGUGAAGGAGGAAGCUAAAGUAGACUACCAAGUUAGAAGAUCUUUGUUGUAUGAGAUGACGCUUCAGCAAUGGUGGGAAGAGAUCUAUUCCUGCGAAAACGAAAGAAAUGAAGGUAAUACCGUGACUGUGAAUAAAAGGGUGCAAACAGAAGCUGUUCUAGUCUAUGGCAUUGAAGCCACGAAAGACGACGGGCAUUUUCGUGAUGAUGGGUUUGCUUGGUUUAGAGUCAAUUAUCAUCCUUUUUGGAGGAGAGGGGUGGGUGUGGGUUUGAGUUCGGCGGUUGUCGAGAAGAUGAGAUGGGUGGAGGAGAGAAGAGGGUGGGGGUAUGGUGGAGGAGAGAGAGAGGCGAGAGUGGAGAGGGUGGAGGAGGUUAGAAGUGGGAGGCAGUGGAAGAGGUUUGGUUGUUAUGUGCUGGUAGAGAGUUUUGUUUUGAAGAGAAUUGAUGGGCUUGUGUUACUAAGCUGUAAAUUUAGGCACUGCCACAGGGUUCAAAGCAAAUGGGAGUGAGGAUUUCUAUUUACCAAGGCCCUGUGGUUGGCCAUUCUGCUGUUGAGUAAAGUAUAUGACAAAUUCAAGAAACACAAUUUGCUGCAAAUGAGAUAAAGGAUAUAGCUAAUUGGUUGAU